GGGAGCUGGAGUCCAACAACAUUUGGUAUCGUUCAGUCGGUAGAGCAUGGGACUCUUAAUCUCAGGGUUGUGGGUUCGAGCCCCACAGUGGGCAAAAGAUUCCUGCUCAGGGUCCCUUCCAACUCUACCAUUCUAGUAUUCUAUUUAGAGAACCACAGGCUCCCCCAGCCCUGAUCCGUGUCCACAAGCUCAAUUGCUGUGCUUCACUUGUUUCGCCUUAUGAAUGCAGGGUUGAAGGAAAUGCAAGGGACACAAACGCAAGGGGAGAUUUUAGGAUUGUGGGAAUGUACUGUACUUCAUUUCGUGUGUGUUCUUGAACCUUAAAGUCCACCAUUGGACAUGUGAGUCUCAAAACCACGGCUGCCUCUGCAUACACAAGGCACAGAUGCUUUGGUUGGCAACUAGAAUUCGUGGGAGUUGUACUCCAGAACGUUUGGAGAGCAUCAAGAUGCGGAAGGUCGUUCUGUGUUAGCUGUUGUUAGUCCAUCAGCAAAAAGUACCGCAACAACUUCUGAAGUCUUGCUUGGCACUUAAGAAGAGGAGGAGGAGGAGCCUGAAAAUCUGGCUGGAGGCUAGAAUUGUUGACAUAGCACUAAACCAUGGUUUAGUGUUUCGUCUGAAAGCAUCCAGUGUAUAUCAAAGGGCUCCGAGCCAUCGGAGAACUGCUGUAUGAAUGCUAAGCAUCGUUGCACUCAUCCAGAAAUUCAGAGGUGCUGACGAAAUAAAUUUGGAACCCUCCUGACAAUGUAAAACAACAACACAAUUAUGAAAAAUGACAAGCUAAAAGCAUGCCUGUCAAAUGGCAGUCAAGUUUCUCUCUCUUAUUAUGACUGCUUACUCAGAAAUGAUCGCAGUUGUCUUAUUUACGUGACUACCCCAGCUGAGUUUCUGCCCUUGCAAAUCCAAGAAUCCUGUCUCAGUUAUACAAGGACCAGCGAGUCUCAGUUUCCUUGGAAUUAAUUGUUUUGUCUCGCAAAAGUAUCCAUUAAGAAACAAGGCGAUGGAGUAAAAUGCAGGGCGCCAUUAUUUUUAUUAGAGGUUAAAUUGACUUUCCUCCAUUAGAAGGACUUUGUCAAAUAUUGCCGCAUGCAGCUGAAAAUGAAAACCGGCUUUGCUUAUCUGAAAUAUAAAUGCUUCUCCCUCUCCUUUCCCACAUCAAUCCAGCGAAAACAGAUUUUGGGGAUAAUCACAAGGUUUCCACUAGCUUGCCUUACCUCAUUUUAAAAAUCUUAGCACAUCCGAGUCUUUCUGCAUUUGAUGCCCUAUGUUCUAGAAUCUCAGAGUUGCCUUCCUUUGAUGCUCACUGUUCGUACACAGAAUUUAAAUGUAAGAUCAAAUAGUGCUUUGGGUAUAAGAUGGUUGCCUGGUUUGCCAGGGCUGAGUCUUUUUUUCUGCUGUGGUGUGUGAUAUUUGAGGGGGGGGAACCCCAGUAAGCACCUGGUGAUUCAGGGUGACCUUUUUCUGCGAGGGCCACAUCGCCUUGGAAUGAUCUGUCAAGGGCCACAUGGCAGGUGGGUCUGGAGCUGAAACUGGGUAGGGGCAGAGCUAGAGGCGGGCGUGAUUCCCCCCACUUUACUCUCUUCCUCCUUGCCACCCACAUGGGGUCAAAGGUCAAAUGAAAUGGGAUCACAGGCCUCAGAUUGCCCACACCUGAUUCAGUACCCUUCUCCAUUGGUGCCCAGGGUACAUUUCGCCACGUGAGCCAGGUGCAUAGGAAUAAUUUUUCCAGUGAACCCUAUUGAUGCGGCUUGUAGAAAACUCACCCAGACUUGAGCACUGAGUCAUGCUUAGCGAGGCAGUGGAGGGGUGGGGAAAUUGCUGAAGGAGUUUCCAUUGGUUCCUCCUGUUCUUGUUUGCUGAACUCAAGUCUGAUCCACCAAGGCCCUGAGCAUUACAGACCAAAUUGUCCCUUAACUACGAAAGGGAAAUGGGGCAAACAUGGUUGCUUAGGAAAUGUCACCUGCAGCUAAGCCCCACUGAACCAGUGUUAGAAACUCAGACAUAUAAGCUAGGCGCCAAAUGGCUCCUAAAACCAGGGUUACAGUCGCCAAAACGGAGUGUCUAGUUGCCAUUUUGGGGCCAGACAGCUCGAAAGCUGUAUUUUUCAGUACGACGUUUUGGUUCCGGAAAUUCAUUCUGAUUGUGCAGAUAAAAUAUUGCGGUUAGCAUUUUGCAGGAUGAGUUGCUUGCGUGUGAAAGCAGUCAAGAUCCAAGGGUCCCCAGGCAUGCACCUCCAGACGGUGGAGAUGUCAGGCACCAUCCUGGCACCCGGGCACCUUCACUUGGUCGCAAGUAGCCGAAAGCCAGGUGCCAAAUGUGCCUGGCGAAUUUCAAACACUGCUUUCAGCUGCAGCUAAGCCCCACCAAACACAACUCCCAAGGAAACAUGCAUAGGACUUAUUGCCUUCCUAAAACACAUUGGUGCGCCACGAUUCUAGGUUUGUUCAUUUGAGAGACUGAAGUUAGCCCUAUCCUAUUUCAAAACACACUUGCUCCCUCUGUGAGCAGAGAUGCCUUUGCAAACAGGGGCCCUUUUAGUGCUUAGGCAGAGCAGGGGGUAGCUACCCAGUCAAACUUCCUGUUGGGCUAUUGCAGACAUAAAUCCAGCCAAUCCACUUCGUUUAUGGCCUCCUCUCCCACAGCAAUAAAAUUUUUAACUCUUUUUGGAAGGGUCAUUCUAGCAGAAUAAACACAGACAGACUCUCGGCAUCUCUGCAUAGCCAUUCUUAUUUGACUUCACGCUCCAUGGAUUAGUGUGCUUGGCUGGUUGCAUGAGCUGCCCAGCCUGGAAUGAUCAUAAAUCUGUCCCUCACCUGCUUCUGACAGGUGUAUUGCAAACAAUACUCAAGGGUACAAGACAUUUUGCUGCCCUGGAAUUUUAAUGGUGGUAGGGCUGUGCCUGCAACUUCGACAGUUUUAUUAUCUUUAAAUAUUAAUCCAAAUCUUUACGGAGGAAAGGUGGAGAUCUGCCCUGAUAGCUGCUCCGAACAUUGCGUUUGUUGUUAUUGACGAUCGUAUCUUUCCUUCUAAUAGCAAACUCAGCCGAUUAAGUGACGGCAUAAUUGUUGGCCAAACAGGGCAACUGACGAAUAGGGUCAUGUCAACAUGCUCGGAGGCAGAAGUACACAGCAUAAGUAGUUCCUCCCUACCAGUUCUGGUGGAGUCAUAAGAACGUAAGAAAAAUCCACUGGAUCAGGCCAGCUGCUCAUCCAGUCUAGCAUCCUGUUCACACAGCGGCUAGCCGAUGGCUGAUGGAAGCCCACAAGCAGGAUCUGAUCGCAAGAGCACUCUUCCCUCCUGUGACUUCCAGCAGUUGGUAAAGGGUUGUCAAAAUGACUGUGCCACUGGAUGUAUGGAGGCAGCCACAAAGCAUGCGAUCGAAUCUUUCAAGGCUGCUGAUCUAAUCAUCACCCCGUCUGCAACUUUCAAAGAGAAGCCAGACCCAAAUGGCCUGGUGUUUGGGACUGUCUUCACCGACAACAUGCUCUUUGUCGAAUGGUCGCUGGCUUCCGGGUGGGAGAAGCCUCACAUCAAACCUCUGGAAAACCUCUCGCUGCACCCAGCCAUCUCUGCUCUUCACUAUGCCGUCGAACCAAGAGGACUGACAGAGGCGAAACUGCUCCAAAUGCUAUGGCUCAAUGAAUAUACACUCUUCGAAGGCAUGAAGGCGUACCGAGGGGUGGAUGGCAAAAUCCGCUUGUUCCGUCCGGGACUCAACAUGGACAGGAUGCUACGGUCAGCUCUGCGGGCGACUUUGCCAGGAUUUGACAAAGAAGAGCUUUUGGAGUGCAUCCGGAAACUCGUGGAAGUCGAAAAGGAGUGGGUGCCGUACUCGACCUCCGCUAGCUUGUAUAUUCGCCCUACUUUAAUAGGGACAGAGCCAUCCCUUGGAGUCAAGAAGCCGUCGAAAGCCCUCCUCUAUGUCAUACUGAGUCCUGUAGGCCCGUACUUUUCGAGCGGCAGCUUCAACCCCAUAGCCUUAUGGGCAGAUCCAAAAUAUGUCCGAGCCUGGAAAGGAGGAACCGGGGACUGCAAGCUGGGAGGGAACUACGGCUCCUCUAUCUAUGCCCAGCGGGAAGCCAUGGAAUUAGGCUGCCAGCAGGUUCUCUGGCUGUACGGAGACGACCAUCAGAUUACGGAAGUCGGGACCAUGAAUCUCUUCCUGUACUGGCGAAAUGAAGAUGGAGAAGAGGAGCUGGCGACCCCACCCCUAGACGGCAUAAUUCUUCCUGGCGUGACAAGACAGAGCAUUUUGGACUUGGCGAGCAAGUGGGGAGAAUUCAAGGUGUCAGAGCGAUACGUCACCAUGAGCGAUCUGAUAGCUGCUUUGAAGGAAAAUCGAGUGAAGGAGAUGUUUGGUGCUGGGACGGCUUGCGUGGUGUGCCCCAUUUCUACAAUAUUAUACCUUGGCGAGAAUUUGCACAUUCCAACCAUGGAAAACGGACCUCAACUAGCUUCGCGUUUCUUGAACCAGCUGAGUGAUAUCCAAUACGGAAGGGAAGACAGCGAGUGGGCGGUCGUCGUGUCGUGAGCGGAGAAGAGCGGUGAAGGCCCAGACCUUCGGUCCACACCACAAGGCAGGCUGAAGUACCACCUGAGCGAUGACCAGUUUUACCGUAGCUCCGUGUAGAGUAGUCUGUGUGUUUAUCACUUUGUCCCUGGGCUGGGAGGGUGAUUAUUUCCACGUGACAGGGAGUGUGAACACAAACCGUUUUUGAUUUUUCUACUGUGAUUUUUUGCUCUAGAGUAGAAACCUGUCUUCUGGUAGAGGUGCUAGUGUAAGCAAUAGACACUUUCCCACCCGAAGGGUUUGCUAUGUUUCGCUUGUGUCCCUGGUACAGUCGACAGGUGUGUUUUCAAGCAAAAAUGUUCUUCAACUGCUCUUCAGUGCAAGCCAAAUACGACUUUACUUAACUUCUAAAGCACAGACUAGGCUGUUCCAUGCAACCCAAUUGCCAAAUUACUCAGAGAAACCCUUUGCUGUCUCUGGAGUCUUCUCUUUGUUUCCAGCCUUGGAAGAUCACAGAAUUGAUCUUCAAGAUAGAGAUGUAUCUUGCCUUCAUUUUGGGGGGUGGGAUGUUGUGAAACAUUUCUCCUGGACUCAGUGGGAUCUCCUUUAGUAUGUUUCCUACUUCUUUGUAUUGGUCACCAAAGCCAUGUCUCAUAGCUGUGGAACCUUCUAAGAAAGGAUAGGAUCAGAUUUCCCUGCGGUGCCCAAUGACACCAUCCCUUGAGUGGGUUCAGAUGACCUCUUUUUUUCUCCCUCACUGAAAGAGAUUUCCGCAGUCAUUGUCACCGGCCCUACCAUUAGGCUGCAGAUGCUGGCAAAGUGUUAGAGGGCAGAGCUGUGUAUGCUAAGCUAGCCUGUUGUUUUUGCAUAGCUGCCAAGUUCCGGCCUGAGAAAUAAGGGACUGGACCGGAAGUAGCGCUGCCGCCAUUUUGGAACUGGGCGGAGCAUGCUCAGAAGCUACUUUUGAUGCUGCUCUGCCCUGUUCCAAAAUGGCCGCCGCACCAGAAGUCGCGCUGCAACCAUUUUGGAACUGGGCAAAGCAACAUCAAAAGUCGCUUCUGAGCAUGCUCCGCCCAGUUCCAAAAUGGCCGCCGCACCAGAAUAAACUGGGAAAAACAAAAAAAACCUGUUUUUCCGGCUGGGAACAGCUGGAAAAACGGGGGUUUCCCGGGGAAUACGGGAGACUUGGCAGCUAUGGUUUUUGUGUGCAGUUUCCUUACUAGUAGGGACGUCACAUUCAGCUGUUUGUCUGCAAGGGAAGGGGGUAGGAUCUUGCCCUUCACCUCAGGCAGCAAAAUCUCUUGGGCCAGCUCUGUGAAGUAUUGUGCGGAACUAAACUGUUGGGUGGAGCAGGGGGGGGAGGCGUUUCCAUUGCACAAUGGCUUCCCUAUCCAUUACAUUUUGAGCCAGUUACCAGAUAAUGUGGCUAUCACACAGCCCAACAAACUUUAAAAUCCCUUUGGGCGUUCCAGUUCUGUGUAGCUUCUGCAGCAGCUUGUCCUUGGAAGCAAGUGGCUGCGGAGUCCCACAAUUUGUUCCACCGUCUGGCUCCCCUCCUCACCUGUAACACUGCCAAGGCCAGACAAGUUGAAGGUCGAAGCUGCUCAUCUGACUACAGCCUUAGUCAACUGGAAAAGACAACAAGGCGAUGUUUCAAGCAUCCUGAGAUGUUGGAAAGUCUCCGAACUUGAACCCCAAGGUCCACCGACCAGAGGUCACUGCAACGUAGGGGCAGAUGCACAAUGGGGGCUCAGCAGGUCUCUAUCUUCUGUACCCCAUGAGCCAAGUCUGAUCUACCACAGGUCAGGCAUUCUAGUUUGGGAUGCAAAGCCAUUUGGUUCCUGCCUCUCUUAAAAGAAUUGGGAGACAGAAACACUUGUAGAUCCCAGUCUGCUUUCUGACCAUCCUGAUCGAGACCAUGCUGCCCUCAUCUCUAACAUCUAACAGGCCUUUUAGAGAUGGGAAAUGCAGGAGACUGGAAGAGAUGCGGUUCACCUUCUGCUUUUGCACCACCCCUUCCUCUCGUUUUACACCCCUCUCUGCUUCUCCUCCUCCUGCAUCUCUCCAGUACUGUCCGUAUGUUCAUGGCUCUGAAAUUCAGAUGCUUCCACCUAAAUGUGGAAUGUGCAUGGCGGACUCAGCACUGCUCAGUGAUGCAAGCUUUGUGCAAGCUCCACACAAUGACAUCCUCCUUAAAAUGCCCUUCCAUCUCACCGCCCACCCCAAUCCAAACGCAAUCCACAUUUUCCAUUUUUGUUGGGCUUUUCCCAUGCAGAUUUCCCAUGCAAACUUUCAAUGAGAAUUAAAUGGGAAAACAAUAAGGGACAGCAUCUUGGUGAGGAUGAAAUCAUGUAGCUAGUAGCACCAAGUCUGCGGCAAACUGCCUUAUAGAGGUGCCCUUAAUAGCUUUGGUUGCUUUUCCCCCUUCCACCCCCGCACCCCCACAAUGAAUUUCCCAUCUGAAAAAUGAGAUUUUCCACCUCCUUUCUCACCCCUCCCUGAGCUAGCUUUAAGACAUCUCUUGCCAAAUCGGUUGCUUACUACAGUGUUAGGGAUGCUCAAAUUAUGCCAUCCAGUUAUCUGUUGAGUUAACGUUAGCAUAGUUUCACAGGGCAGCAAUCGAAUGGUUCAGGUAAGAUAGCCAAUAAAAUAGUACAGAGAACUAUUGCACUAAUGUAGUGCUUUGCAAUCCUAUACCUGCUAAGUGUACAUAGGACUGCAGCCUAAUAAGUAUAUAUAUGUAUAUGUAUAUUUUCCUAUAAAGGGUAAGGGUGAAAUUUUGGAAAACUUUUAAACUCUGCCACUUUUUUAACAGAGCCUACCUCUAACUGGUGAUUUGAUAAAUACCUAGAAAUACGCCCUGCAUCUCUCCCCUUUCUGGUCUUAUCACCGCCUAAAACAUUCAGCAAAAGCACAGGACACAGUAUUCCCCGGACUCUACCACUUUGGAAUACAGGUGGUGGCAGGGAGACGGCUUGCUUAAAUCCCACCCACUGUCAGCAGUUACCUGAACAGGCCAGCACCACCCAAAAGUGAGAAGAGUUCUAGCACAGACUUCUCCCUGACAUGCUAGUUUAUGUCCAAGAUUUGUUCUUUUUUUAAAUGCCAGGGAGGAUUCAGGGCUUGCAGCCUGAAGUGAUACGCUUCGAGCAGCACUAUACCAAGUGCUUCUAAAAGAAGUUUAAAUCAGUUUGUAAGUAAAAUCCCAUAAGUGGAUUAGGUUGUUCAGCUGCUAGUUACAACUGAGCUGUUAUUCCCAUGACUGCAGUGGGACUCUCUGUCCCCCUGGCAUCUCAAUUAAAGUAAAAAUGCCCUGUUGUAUCUGGGGUGAUAAGUUUGCAUACAUUAACUUUUCCCUGCAAAAGUGCAAACCCAGGGAGGCCCAGGGCCACUCAAACGGAGAACAAAAUAUUUUGUUUGACUUUGCUCUAUGUUGGUGAGCAAAGGACUACCUAUUUCUGUAGAGGGUUUUUUCCUAUCUGUUUUUCUAUCAGCAAGGUUUUUUUAAAAGCCACUUUAUUGAAGACCAGUUGAAGUUGAUAGUGCCAGACCGUGUUCUCUUUAAAAUACACAUGUUAAGCACAAGCUCUUGUGCCAUCUGUGGUAGAUGUAGCACAGUGUAUUUCUUCUUCUUGACACCUGAGUGUGUAUUGUGCUCUGAUCAUUGUUCGGUUUUAUUCCAAGUAUUCCUAGCCACUGGGGUGGAGAGUCCCCAGUUCCUCUCUCGUUUGACCAAUGGCCGCAGCAUUUGAUGGGGCGUACCAGGAAUUUUGAUGUUGAGCACCGGAAUAACUUGAACAAGGCCACUAUCAUAACUGUAGAGUGCCUUUUGACUAGAGAAAAGCAUGUCCGAGUUCAGCCUCGCUAACCAAGACCAAAACUCUGCCGUUUCACAUAUUGGGCAGAAGUGGGAUCUGAGAAACCUGGUUGAUGCUGCAUAUUCCCCUGCAAAGUGGAAGUAAUUUGCAGUGGAGAAGAUGCGGAAGAGGUUCGGGGGCUUAACCCUUUGCUCAAGCACUAUUCUUCCCCUGCAGUCUCUUCUCCCCAGACUGCUUUUCUGGGGAAAAGCAGCUGGAAAGAGGAGAGGGGAUUGCAAGGGGCUGGAAGCAACAGUCAUUGCCCAUUGUUCUCUUCUGGGUCAUCUUCUCCGCUGCUUUGCAAGGGUAAUGUGGCGGUUCAUGCCCCCAGAGACACACACUCACACUGUGUACCACUGAAUGUGCAGCUCCAGUCCAAGAUCCGUUCUCCUACAGAAAUCCACCACGCUUACAAAAUGCUCCACUUGGGACGCAACCCUGAAGGAAAUGCUGUUUACCUGAGGCGAGCCGGACGUGAUUUACGCGAGUGAAUUCUCGCUUACCGGUUCGCGAGUGUUUCGAAUGGCUCCUCCCAGUUGGAUUUUGGAGACAUGUAUUUACUGGCCGGUGCAGUUGGGCUUUCUCGUGAGGCCUGGCUUCCCAGCCACCUCACCCCUCUCUCCUGAUAAGUAUCAGCAAAACUCCUCUGCCGAGAAGCCAGUGUUGCAGUUCCAUCCCCCACCCCAUUAGCCACUUCUGGCGAGUAUGUAGGAGAUAUGCCCACUUUAAAUACUUUGGAAGGCAAAGGAAGUUGGCUACUUGGUGGGAAGGAUAAAGGGGUGCUGCUCUUAUCCCGAGAGACAGUGGUUGAGCUACGGUGGUAUGAAUCUGGGUCCAGAAAAGAUUUUUUUAAAAACGAGCCAAUCUCAGGUUCACGGGAGACAGAAACCAUUGAUUUUUGCCACAAUGGUUGUGGAGCACCACACUGAUGUUGAUGAAAUGUGUGUUAGAUGCAAUUGUUUCUGUAUCCAGCUCUCCUCUGAGGGUGACUGAAGAAAUAGUGUAAACUGCUGUAAUAAUAUGAAAUAAAAAAUAAAAGGAGUACCAAACAGGGGAGGUUUAUGAAGAGGACGAACUGUUACUUGGUAGGAAGGCGAAAGACACCUUCAGUGCACUCCUGUUAUACUAGAUUUUUGAUGGAAAUGUGGCUCAGAGUUGGGCCGCUUAACACAUUCCGCAGAAGUGGCAGGAGGAGCCUUGCAUUUCAUUUCCUUCUGCCUCCCAGUCUAAAUAUCCCCCAGUGGGCUUUGCCCAGCACCUGCCGUUAGAAGCAAGCACAAUGAAGUCAUCUCAUGAUACAUCAUCUUUGGUUUCUGACCAUUGCUCCUACUUCUUUUAAAACAAUUAUGGAGUGCCUUGAAUUACCUUAACACUUGGUUGUUGCACCCUUUCAUAUAGUGGGGUUGUGCUUGUUGUCAGAAGUCCCCCCCCCACUAAGUUGCUUCAGAAUUUUGCUUCACCAUCACCUCUUUAUUUCCAGAGUUCAGAGGCAAGUGCCUUUAACGUAUGUUGCCAGAAUGGCGCCACCCGAGCUCAAGAGAGGAGGUAUCAGCAGGCUUAAGAGAUCGCCAAGGGUUGCAGAAAGAUGGGAAACCGGGGGGGGGGGGUACCCAAAACAGCACAGCUAGGAACGAGGGUGGUCAGUUGGCCCUGGAGUACUGACUGACUUGUGGGGGGGAAGGGGAUGGAAAGCCAGAGGGAGGUGGGAAAUAGAAUGGCUUAUCCUGGAUGAUGGCUUUCAGGUUCAGUGUUAUGUCCUCUGCGUUUCAGAAUGGCCCCCAAUAAUAAAUUAACAUUAGAAGAGCGUUUCUGUGUAUUUUGUAGAAUAGCUGUAGAGGACAUUGUUCACUGUGUCACCCAGUGAUCCUCUGUACAAAGAUCUAUUUGUGGGAAAAACAUCUGUCUUGAGUUUAGCCACAGGAAGAAUGUUGUUACAUCAAACGAGUUUGUGAGCUUUUCGCAGUUAAACAAGGAAAAUCACAUUACCAUGUGUGGUUCUGUAUUUAAUACAAAUAGAGAGCCAAAUUUGUGGCUUAACUCUCAACCUUUUUUAUCUGCCUUAUGGCCUAUAGCUAAUCAGAUAAAAUUCUUACUACUGAAAAGCAGAGCUAUAGCUUUGAACGGCCCAGAACUACUCCUUGAGAACUACAUUUGAAUCUAAAGCUCCAUAAUAGUAGCAACUAUAAUGUGGAUUUUCUCUCUUUUUUCCUCCCCAACCUGCAAGCUUAUAAAUUAAUACAAUAUAUUGUCAUAAAUAGAUAUCCACUAGGAGGGGAAGGAGUAUUU
This is a messenger RNA of Zootoca vivipara (common lizard), 10653 nucleotides long. RefSeq names its product branched chain amino acid transaminase 1 (gene BCAT1). Gene Ontology annotation, molecular function: branched-chain-amino-acid:2-oxoglutarate transaminase activity. Gene Ontology annotation, cellular component: mitochondrion. The record is from RefSeq and is a predicted model, not a curated record. NCBI's taxonomy places the organism in Eukaryota, Metazoa, Chordata, Lepidosauria, Squamata, Lacertidae. Gene Ontology annotation, biological process: L-leucine biosynthetic process; L-valine biosynthetic process.